GUUCCAGUUUGCUUUCUUAAAAUGGAUCGAAUAUGAGGGUUUGUUCGAGCGCGUCUAUCCCUGGCGCCUUAAUCCAGUCCGUUUCAGAUAAAUUGAAUUUUGAUUGGUUCAAAAAUUCUCUACCUACAGAUAGUCGUACAGAUGCAAUUCUUGUGGAGUAUAUGAGUACGCUCCUAGCAGGCAUUCCCGUGAGUUCAUUCUGGCGGAAUGUGAGAAUCGCACGCCCGGCUGCAGCACCGCAGGGCCAUGUGUCUCCAGGCUCUCUUCACAUUGGCCGCAAUGCUCAUGGUGUUUCAGCAGCGGCGACUGCAGCCUGAGGCUCCGAACCCCGCAAUGAUUGACAGGAGGGAUUCGAUAAUACGUAGCCGAGCAGCCCAGCUCCAGAGUCCCUGAGCUUUUCAAGAACUUGUCCAAGAUCGGCUGUCAAGAAUCAUGGACUGUUUUCAUCUGCCUUGUUUUCUGUCAAGACACCAUGAUUCCUGGUAACCGAAUGCUGAUGGUAAUUUUAUUAUGCCAGGUCUUACUGGGAGGUAAUGCUAGUCUGAUACCAGAGGAAGGGAGGAAAAAGUUUACUGAGCAAAGCCAGGCGGGUGGACGUCGCUCUCUGCAAAACCAUGAACUGCUACGGGAAUUUGAGGCCACUUUACUCAACAUGUUCGGACUGCAACGGCGCCCACAGCCCAGUAAGUCCGCUGUCGUCCCCCAGUACAUGCUGGAUCUGUACAGGCUGCAGUCCGGGGACGAGGUCACUCACGACAUUAGUUUCGAAUAUCCUGAGAGAUCCACAAGCCGGGCCAACACCGUGAGGAGCUUUCACCAUGAAGAACACUUGGAGCUGAUGCCCGGGCAGAGGGAAGUCUCGCAGCUUCGCUUCGUGUUUAAUAUCAGCGUGGUGCCUGAGAACGAGGUGCUGGCUUCUGCAGAGCUGCGGCUGUACCGGGAGCGAAUCGACAGCGUGUGGGACCGGGCCGACGGACUCCACCGGAUCAACGUCUACGAGAUCAUGAGAGCCCCCAGCGAGACGGGCGAGCUGAUCACCAGGCUCUUAGACACCAGGCUGGUCCACCAGAACCGGACACGGUGGGAGAGCUUCGAUGUCAGCCCGGCGGUACUCAGAUGGACCAUGCAAAAGCAGCCCAACCACGGGCUGGCAGUGGAGGUCACCCACCUGAACGGGUCAAAAAGUCAGCACGUCCGAAUGCGCCGGUCGCUGCAGCAGAGGCACGGCGAGUGGUCGCAGCUCAGGCCCUUGCUUGUCACGUUCAGCCACGAUGGCAAGGGCCACGCUCUCACCCGGAGGGUGAAACGCAGCAGCAAGGGCCAGAGGCGCAAGAAAAACAAAUCGCACUGCAGGAGGCACUCUCUCUAUGUGGAUUUCAGCGAUGUGGGCUGGAACGACUGGAUAGUGGCACCCCCUGGUUACCAAGCUUUUUACUGUCACGGGGACUGCCCGUUCCCACUGGCGGACCAUCUAAACUCGACCAACCACGCCAUCGUGCAGACCCUGGUCAAUUCUGUUAAUGCCAACAUCCCUAAAGCUUGCUGUGUCCCGACGGAACUCAGUCCCAUCUCAAUGCUCUACUUGGACGAAUAUGAUAAAGUUGUUCUGAAAAACUAUCAGGAAAUGGUUGUAGAGGGAUGUGGGUGCCGCUGAGAAAUAAUAAGAAUUGAUCUUUUUUUUUAAAAAAAUGCCUGGACACUAUUCAUAACAGCGUUCACCAUUACAUUAUUUAUGACUUAUGUGCAAAUGUUGACCAUAUGAUCAUAUAUUUUGACAAAAUAUAUUUAUAACUACAUAUAAAAGGAAAAUAAAAAUGAGUCAUAUUUUAAACGUAAAAUAAAUUUCUGUACAACGUCUUUGUUAACUGUAUAUUAGAAUGUAUAUGUUUAAAUUGGAAUAUAGAAAAAAUGUUCAUAAAUGUUCAUGAAGUGUACUAUUUAUUAUUUUUCACCUUUUUUGCAGUUAAAUUCACAGUGUGGAAGUGUUUGCAGAAUUACCUAUCUAAAACUGAGUUCUCUCAGAAGAAACGAUUUAAGUAUUGUCGUGCCUUUUAUUGGGAAGCUGAUUGUUAUUUUUUUAAAAAAGGUGUGAACGGAGACUAGCAUACAUGGAAAAUGUCAACAAACCCGGUCCUGAUGCUAAUGGCUGUAUCUGGGUCUCUUUGGUUCGCUGGGUAGUUAUUGGACAGUGAAUAGCUGGAAAGGACAGGGUGGUCUUGCAGAAGAUGCAGUAAAAGGCUGGAUCUCCUUUACUGUUUUCAGACCUGUUUUGUCUUUCAUGUCCCUGGCAUGUCAGACCCUGUGGCAGGGACACCUUGACGCAGAUCAAACAGCUGCUUGCGCCAAACCAGAAGUCAGAUUCCAAUUAACAGUGUACCUUAAACUAACACUUGUCAAAUUUCUCUCGUGAUUAAACUUUAAUUUGCUGAAAUCUCUUUUUAGUGAGAAUAUAGUUGUCACCAGGGGUUACUGUAUUACGGUGUUUCUCCUUUCAUCUGUGCCCUCCUCUUCCCCAGCCCAUCCCCCUCCAAAUCAAAAAAAAAGGGUUUGCCUUCCAGCAAAUCAUUGUCAAACGAAUGGGAGGAAGGUAGCGGGAGGGUUAGCAGAUGUUAAUCAAGGCUGCAUGCAGCCUUAAUUUUUUGGAGAUGUUGAAAUGCAGACAGCUUAGGCCCAAAAAGGGUCUAGCUAGCCUGCAAACUCCAGAGGAAAGCUGCAAGAGUUGCCUCAGCCUGUGCUCCCUGGAGUGUGCAGGUGGAGAAAGCGGAUCAGGCCCUCAGGCAAAAAAACUCAGCCAUGCUCCGCAAUUUACUCACGGCCCUGUUAGUUUUCAACUGUGGCCAAGUUGGAUAAAUCUUUAAAAAGGAUCUGAUGAUUGCAUUCCCUCAGGAAACAUUUGUUUUCGUUCCACAUCAUAUCUCCUAAACUGUAUACCAUGGUGGGGGAGGGGGGGGGGGAGCGACUUUCAUGUCUGAAAUAUUUAGCAAUGUAUUCCAGCCCUGAAGUAGUCUGGUCUGCCUUGGGUCGCUCCACACAAGUGACUUUGUCCUUUUUUUAAUGACUACAAACAGUAUGGAAUUGUAUGUCAAGUUUAUUCCUUUACACUGCUUUUGUCACGUGGCAUCGGAAUUAUGCGUCGACAUUUUCUUUAAAAAAAAACGAAUGUAAUAUUCGCAUUUGAAGUGAUUAUACAUGCUACUGUUGUGUUUAAGAGGAAUUCAAAUGUUAGCCUUUGUUGAACAGAAAUGGAGGCAGGGGACGAUGUAAAUGCCGAGUUGGUUUGGUCAGGUACACGCCCGCAGGCUGAGAUUGAGCUAACACCAAAACUCCAUGAGGAGGCAAGGCGCCUGCUCCUAUUUCGAAUUCAUCCUGAUUUUUAUCUUCAGCGUUUGCCUGUGCGUUUUAUCUGUGAAUUAUAAACAUUUAGUCAAUAGACGAAUCAUUUCUGUUUGGAGUUGAACCCCUCUGGAAUAUCUGUUUGUAAAGACAAUCCUGAUGGCCGGAUAGUAAAUGUCACAUUUGGAUUCAAACCCGUGAUUGAAGUCAUUCCUCAGAACUGCCUAUGUCCAUUUUGUUUCCUUAUGUUUCUGUCCAGAAUUUUGUUUUUUUUUGGAAAAGGAGCGAAAUUAUUCUCACUCGAUUCGGAAAAGGAAUGAUUGAGGGAAAAUUCCGUUGUAUGUUAUAGAAGCGCUUUGAUUCUCAUGUCAUAGUGUCCUUGAAACUUGCCCCCAUUUCCUUGGUGCCCCGGCUCCAUAUUGAUCCAAUUAUAUCCAGCAUCUUGUCCAAAACAAUCACAAAGCAUCCAGAAGGUGCCGCUUCACUGAAUGAGAGCAGCAGGAACCCCCCCAGUCUGCUACUGCUGCCUCCCCAGAUCUCAGCCAACACAAGAAAACCUCUCACUCAAACUCAUCGUCUCCCAGUGGCCGUGACGGCAAAGUCACUUCUUUUUGUUCGGAGUUUCCAAACUGACCGCAAAGGAAAUCAGUUCUCCCUUCUGCCCCACAAUCGCUGUACCUGUACUAUCUCUGAGAAAGGCCCGAGGCGGCGAUCUGCUGCCUUCUCUCUGACGCCUACAUAUCGGGCAGAACCAAGCCGAGGAAAGAAUUUCAUUUUGAAGUGGCCAUAAGCUGAAAGGGGAGUGCUUUUCAGCUGUUUUGACAGCGCAAUUACAGACAUUUCAACUGAUAGGCUUCAUUCAGAUAACAUCGCCCUGCCAUUACCAAAUCUGGAACGGUAAUUGUCUGCUAGCUCAUUACUCCAACACUCAAUUCUUCCAGCUACAUGGAAAUCAAGUACACAUUUAUUAAAACGCUUCAGGAAAUGAAGCGACAGCCUUCCUGCAUAUGUGCAUACCUCUCUAGACUUCUUAGCGCCAUAAGCAAACGUUUGAAGCUAUGUAACUGAUUGUAACAUUACACUUAUGUAUUUCAACUUUAAUCUUGGUUAAAAUAUAUCUCGUAUUCUUUAA
This is a messenger RNA of Hemiscyllium ocellatum (epaulette shark), 4465 nucleotides long. RefSeq names its product bone morphogenetic protein 4 (gene bmp4). NCBI's taxonomy places the organism in Eukaryota, Metazoa, Chordata, Chondrichthyes, Orectolobiformes, Hemiscylliidae. Gene Ontology annotation, biological process: SMAD protein signal transduction; negative regulation of apoptotic process; BMP signaling pathway. Gene Ontology annotation, cellular component: extracellular region. Bases 473 to 1654 code for a protein of 393 amino acids. The record is from RefSeq and is a predicted model, not a curated record. Gene Ontology annotation, molecular function: cytokine activity; BMP receptor binding; growth factor activity. The transcript has 5 exons.